Messenger RNA from Papilio machaon (common yellow swallowtail), 2299 nucleotides. RefSeq names its product toll-like receptor 13. Lineage: Eukaryota; Metazoa; Arthropoda; Insecta; Lepidoptera; Papilionidae. Gene Ontology annotation, biological process: inflammatory response; immune response; toll-like receptor signaling pathway. Gene Ontology annotation, cellular component: membrane. The record is from RefSeq and is a predicted model, not a curated record. Bases 1 to 2277 code for a protein of 758 amino acids. Gene Ontology annotation, molecular function: protein binding; transmembrane signaling receptor activity. The transcript is spliced from 8 exons.
AUGCUAUUGCUAUUAUUGGUUACGAUAUCGGCUGCGUUGGCGAAUGCGGACGCGCAGCCGCCGCCGCAACCCCCGCCGCAGCAGCGCUGCCUCACCGGCUACAUGACCGACGUGCAAAGCUGGGUCGACGAACGCGGCAAGCUCACUGAGAGAGCACCGCGAGCAUAUAAGAUCGACGUUUCGUAUCAAUUCAACGCGAAGCUCAGGCUCCAGCAGCAACUGGAGGCCUUCUCCUGCGCCAACAGCUCCGUGCAGUACCUAAGCAUGGCCAGGAAUCAGUUGCUAGUGGUGCCAAAGAUAUUCAGCUUUACCGAUCCUUGUGACCAGCCUCUAUCAGACACGCUAGUCUAUCUCACGCUGGCUGGGAACUUCUUCUACACAACAAACUUCGAGAGGCCCAAGUUCGAAGAGCAAAUGAAUGCGACUAAUGCGAUGCUCGUACCUGCCGAGGUUGAUGGGUUUGUUACUGAAGUGUGGUCGUUCGGCUUCCGUGGGGUGAACUUUCAAAAUCUACGUGAAUUAGACCUACGGCUCUGCGGCAUCAGAGAAUUGAAAGAUUCCCCUUUCAAAAACAUGCCAAAACUUGAAAAGCUAUAUCUCGGGGAAAACAAUAUUUAUCAAAUCAAUGAAAACUCUUUUAACGGCGUAUCGAAUCUUAUUCACUUGGAUAUGAGCAGAAAUUAUGAAUAUAAUACAAAAGAAGUUUAUCGAGGCUUGUACUUUGGCGACUUGAAAGUUUUCUCUAAAUUGACACGAUUACAAACAUUAGAUUUAUCCUACACUAAGAUGCGACGAGAAAACCUCCUCGCAAUAAAAAAAUUAAGAAGUUUGCUAAGUUUAUCAAUAUGUCAGACGGAGUUGACAAAUAUGGAAGCGAGCUGGCUAGCGGGUACCUCGGUCAGAUAUUUAGAUGUGUCCAGAAAUCAUAAUAUAUUUAAAGACAAGAAAGCUUUACGAGGAGUUAGGUCCACUUUACAAGUAGUGUAUGCUAACGACAUCGCUCUAAGCAGUCUGGAUGUUUUUGAAAAUUUUCCUUCAUUGGAAAUAUUACUAGUGUCGAAAAAUGAAAUCGCAGCAAUAAAGAAGAAAAUAGCUAAAAGCCUUACUAAUCUCCAGGUCUUGAUUGUGGACAUGAACAGACUCACGACCUGGUUCAGACCAACUAUAACUCUGAUGCCAAAACUAAAAUUCUUGUCUAUGAGAAACAACAACAUCAACUUAAUUUCGGAGGAAAUGGAAAAGGAUUUCGAGAAUUUAAGGUACAUUGGUAUUUCUGGGAAUUUUGUCGUGUGCAACUGCAAUGCGAGGGAACUAUUUUUGAUAGCUUUGAGAAACGAAAAGAUUCUACCAGACGAGUUUAUUUUCCCAAUUAAUAAUACCGGUUAUAUAGAAAGUGCAGUAUAUCAUACCGGAUUUAGAGACAUUAAUUAUUUGAUAUCAAAUAGAAAGAAGGUCGAGUCGGUUUGCGUCAACAACGAGUGCGAGGAAGAUCUCAUUUCCAAAUCUUCUGGAAAGUUUCACUUGUUUGACUACGACGACAGCUCGUACAAGUGUCUGCUGGCGGUCGAAGGCAGGAACACUCCCUUCGCUGCGGUACCUUCCUGCGGCGCGCGCACUCAACACGGUAUCGAUGAUGUCAUUUCGGAUACUCUGAACAAAUUAUACUUUUUGGUUAUACCUCUGUGUAUAUUACCACUUUUUAUUUUUGGAUAUGUUUUUAGAAGAAAUAUCAGGUAUUUCUUUAUAACUAUGAGAAAUUCUACAAUGCUAAGUUUGAUCAAUAAUGAAGAUAUUAUAGACGAGAACACGAUAUUCAACUACGACGUGUUCGUGUCUUACUGCCACGAGGACCGCGGCUGGGUGCUGGACCAGCUGCUGCCACACGUCGAGGUCGACGCCAACGUCAGCGUCUGCCUGCACGAAAGGGACUUCAUGGUGGGCUUGUCAAUCCUCGAGAACAUUGUUUCGUGCAUGGAUCGCUCGAAGACUAUUCUGCUGAUCCUCUCGCAGAAGUUUCUGCUGAGUCAGUGGUGUCAAUUUGAAAUGCAUCUUGCGCAGCACAGACUGCUUGAGACAAGACGGGAAGAUCUAAUAUUAGUGCUCCUAGAAGAUAUCCCCCGACGGAUGCGGCCUAACACCUUGCACUACUUAAUGCUGACAAACACGUACGUCGUCUGGCCAAAGGAAAAGGCUGAACAAAUUGUAUUCUGGAGAAGACUGAAUAAGAGUUUACUUGCACAUAAAUUGAGACAAACGAACAAUGAUUCCAUCGCAUGAUUGAAAACAAAUACAAUAUACA